CCCCACCCGUCUCCCCGGCCCCGCCCCGCCGCUCGCCCGGUCCGGUUCCUCCCCCGCCCCUUGAUCCUCCGCGUUUUCCUAGCAGGCCAGGCUGCCCUUAGCCUGAAUUACGCCCUCCCGGCCUAGGGUGUCGCUGUACCGGCUUCCGAGCUCCACACAGACAAAUCCAGCGCUCAGGCAGGGGUAGGAGGCGGAGCGAGGCGGCGGGGGGCAGUGUCGCCGCGGACUAGGGACGGCGGUGUCGGUGGUCCCUGCGCUAUGGCCGCCUCGGUGUUUUGCUGCCUGCCGUGCUGCAGAGACGGCGGGACCGGCCACAUCCCUCUGAAGGAGAUGCCGGCUGUGCAGCUAGACACGCAGCACAUGGGAACAGAUGUUGUCAUUGUAAAGAAUGGAAGAAGAAUAUGUGGAACAGGAGGUUGUUUAGCCAGCGCACCUUUACAUCAAAACAAAAGCUAUUUUGAAUUCAAAAUCCAGUCCACAGGAAUCUGGGGUAUCGGUGUUGCCACUCAGAAGGUUAACUUGAAUCAGAUUCCUCUCGGCCGAGAUGUGCACAGUCUGGUGAUGAGAAAUGAUGGAGCCCUGUACCACAACAACGAAGAGAAAAAUAGGCUGCCAGCAAACAGUCUUCCACAGGAGGGAGAUGUGGUGGGUAUUACAUAUGACCAUGUGGAAUUAAAUGUAUAUUUGAAUGGAAAAAACAUGCAUUGUCCAGCAUCAGGAAUACGAGGGACGGUGUAUCCAGUUGUUUAUGUUGAUGACAGUGCAAUUUUGGAUUGCCAGUUCAGUGAAUUUUAUCAUACGCCUCCUCCUGGUUUUGAAAAAAUAUUAUUUGAACAGCAGAUCUUCUGAAUGUAUUUGUUUUUGAAACUUGUAUUUCUGCACUGUUCAAAAAUGUUUAUCAUUUAAUAAAGCUUUACCUGGCCUAUAGAUGAAAAUAUAUUCUUAAAAAUAUGCUUCUUAAUGCUGUCUAAGGAACCAGUGUAUUCAUUAUAGCACCCUGAAGUUGUGAUUUAAAAUACUUUAUGUUUUGUGAAAUGAAAAUAAGCAUUUGGGCAGUUUACUUAAUUCUUAUUUAAAUAAAUAGAACUGGAUUUAAUGAACAGUAUUACAUGGCUAUAUAGAUAUAUAUAUUUAAAGAGGACUCUUUCUUACAUAAUAUAUUUGUUUUGAUAGAGAUGUAGAGUUGGGUGGGUGUUUUUGUCACUCUGAAGUUUAGACCUCAUUAGGUAUUUUAGGUCUGCAGUUGGAUAAUUUUGCAUCUCUAUCCUUUUUUAUAUACAAUAUAACAAAGUGAAAGAAAUUUAUAUUAUUGGGAACUUCAUUUUUGGCGAUCUAUUUACUGUAUCAUGUACCACUUUGCUUAAAACUUAAAUUGCUUAUUUUGUUGUGUAAUGUCAUUGCUUUUGGUUUUCUCUGUGAAAGGAGAUAAACGUUUCAAUAAUUGUCAGAGCAUUUUAUUGCCUCAUGCUAUGUUACCUCAAUUUCAGAGUAAGUAGUGGUUGAUUAGUAAUGUAGUGUAUACUGGCAGACAUUUAGAGUAGUAUAUAUAAUGCUUUACAUUUAAAUGAGAUUAUUCUUUUAAGGAUUUUUAUUUGUAUGUUUUCUGGAAUAAAUAAUUGUAAUUAAGGAAUGUAUAAUACUAUAUUAAACACAUUCUUCCUA
This is a messenger RNA of Callithrix jacchus (white-tufted-ear marmoset), 1662 nucleotides long. It is a transcript of the gene SPRYD7, whose product is annotated as SPRY domain containing 7. Gene Ontology annotation, molecular function: protein binding. NCBI's taxonomy places the organism in Eukaryota, Metazoa, Chordata, Mammalia, Primates, Cebidae. The record is from RefSeq and is a predicted model, not a curated record.